Molecule: messenger RNA, 600 nt
Organism: Peniophora sp. CBMAI 1063
Lineage: Eukaryota; Fungi; Basidiomycota; Agaricomycetes; Russulales; Peniophoraceae
Source: the annotation of a GenBank genome assembly
AUGCCGCCCAUCCGGUCCACACUUGCGCGCAACUAUGACUCUUUUUCAUCGCGUCCGCUAGAAGAGCGUCAAACUAUAAUGGAGAGCUGGAGAGCGUUAGAGCGCAGCAUUGAAGACGGGUCUUACCAUCGCGCGACAUUGGAGGUGUUGAAGGAUGACCGAAGGAAGUAUGGUCGGAGCAAAAUCAAUACAAAAGAACUACAACUUCCGGUGCUCCCAUCACUGGAGAAGAGGAUACCUCAACCACCACCUCCACCUGCGCCGAAGGCAUACGAAUACCAUGUCAAGAUCGUACCUAUACCAUCUAGCGACUUAUCGCUCGAACUGAUACAGCGCAGCUCGACACACCUCGACAUAUUCAUACUCGACAAAGACGGCACGCGCGUGCAGAUCCCUCCACACCUUGAACUCGUGGAUGCUGUAGACAUGCGUCCCGUCGAAUCCUGUGCCAUCCAACCGGAUAUGCCAUACUCUAUGUGGAGCAUAGUGAAGAGCGAGCGAUACGCCCUGGUGGGCCUGGACGCUGGAGCAGUCAUAUGCCACCUGAAGUUUCGCUGGGAAGUCCGCGUCUUCACUCCUAUGCAUGUCGCGUCGGCCUAG